GUAUAAUACGAGGUAAAGGUUUUCGAUUGUAUUGCGGCCUAACUUGUAGAAUUGGCCGAGUCCAUGAAUAAUUUAUCACCUAUGUAUGUGCAUGCUUGUUGUAUUGAGAGGUUACGAUGAGAUCAUUGCCGGAUGAAAGGUCAACGCUUUCCUAAGCCGAGAAAAUCAAAAUCGACUAAAAUGGCUGCUUAAAUUUUCAGGAUUUUAAACAUAUGGAUUAAGGUUUGAAAUGAGCAUUGGCUGAUGCAGAUGCACUUCAAGAAAAAACAAAGGAUGCUACAAUUAACUCUGGUUGUUUCAGCAUUGCUGAUAAAUGUGAUCCAAGCUCACCCACAGAACUCUGUCAUCGCAAAUUGGUUUGCAAAGAAAUCAACUGAUUUUGAAAGAGCAGAGUUGAUAAAAAACAACGAGCAAAUUGCUCUUGGUUGCGAAGAGGAAAAGAUCACUAUAAAAUGCGCAAACAGAUUCACGCACAUGGAGAUAGUGAAAACGUUUUAUGGCCGGGACGAUUCUGUCACUUGUCCUAAUCCAGUUCUUGACACAAAGGCACUCUGCGAAGAGCCAGCCAACGAUGUAGCCAAGAAAGUUUUGGAUCUGUGUCACGGAGAGAAUAAAUGCAAGAUCCCUGUAAAUAUUGACUUUUUGGGACAUGACGGGAAAGAAAUUUGUCCAGGUAUAAGAAAAUUUUUGAGAGUAACAUACAAGUGUACUCAGCAUCCUAAAAUAGUAGAGGAAUGUCCAAAAAAUUGCAGUAAGUCUUGCUGGCCACUGUGCAAAGAAAGUUGUUGCAAUCCACCUCCACCACCACCACCACCACCACCCCCGCCCCCGCCACCUCCACCUCCACCGCCACCACCACCGCCACCAGCUCAGGCUGCACCCUCUCAAUUCCCUUCUCAGCAAGAUGCAUCAACUCAGACUCAAAGCCAGCCAUCAUACAUGCAACCAUCAAGCCUCCAAGACACACGGGUCGCCCCACCACUUGCACAGGCCCCUCCAAAGCAGCUGUACUCAAUGCAGCCGGAUACUUUGAAGGCGCAGCAACAAGCCCAGCAAACAGUCGAGCCACUGCCAGCGUCACAAACAUUUUCUGGUAUUUCCCAAAAGCAGGAAUCGUUCCCAAUGUGUCCCAUACCUUGUAGUGCAAAAUGUGCACCACUUUGUCUGUUAAGUUGCUGCAACCCAAUACCAGAAGAAUUAUUGAAGCCAAAAGCCCCACAGCAACAAGCACCUCUCCCCGCUCUCCCAGCGGCACAGAUACCAAAAGGAUUUGCAUGCCCAGCACCAUGCUCUCAGAAUUGUUUACCAGCAUGUUCUCUCGACUGUUGCCAAAAAAGUGCUACCCAAUAUUCUCCGGACAGGCCGGGUGACUCGAAUACUCAAGGAAACGUCGUGCAAAAUGCCCAGGCCAGAUCUCAGAAUCCAUGGAAUUCUGCCAAUUUAGCUUCAUCAAUUGCAAUGAACGCACCCGCUCCAAGCUUGGCUGCAUACGAAGAGGCUAAGGCUGCCUGGAACUACCGUUCAAAGAUAUGGAAGCAAAGAAUGUACGCUAAUCAAAGGCUGCAACAUCAACAACAACAACAAGAGGCAGCUCGGCGAGCGGCUAUUUCAUCUCCAUGGCAAUCAGGCCCUAUCUAUAACCGUCAAAGGCAGCAAGUAGGCCAACAGUUUACAAAGAACAACAUCCCAACUUACCAAUAUAACAACAAUUACUACGGUUAACACUGAUGGAUUUUCAUGGGAGUGUCCAUUUGAUGGAUUCGCUCAUGAUUCUCAACCUAUCUUUGGUCCAUUCAACUAAGUUGUUGAUAUUUUUAAACGGCUAUCAAACAAUUUUGUAUUCAUGUAAAACAUUCAAGAGAAAACAUUUAUAUACCAGUAUAAAAGUGCAUUGAGCAUUUUGUUUCAAGAACAAAUUUGGACAAUUUACAUUCAACGGUGAGGCACUUUCUGGCAAUUAGAAGAGGUAAUGUAAAUUGAAAAAGAAAAAUCUAUUUUGACCCAGUGAGGACCAUCUUUGGAUAAAUCGUGAAGCAACUUUUUGUAGAAGAAAAAAAAAACUAAAUAUUGAUGCUAACUUCAAGAUAUAAUGCUGUAUGUAGAAAUUAUAGAUAAGAAGAUAUUUUUUCAUAUUAAAGUAAAAAAAAGUGAUAGGAAAACGACGAUAAGAAUUAUUUCAAUGUACCAUAGCGAUUGUAUUUUCGGCAUAGCCACUUUGUAGUUUCUUUGCAUCAAUGUAUGAUAUUUACGACUUUACGAGUAACAAAAGACGCCCGCUUAGGCCUUAGAUUGUUCAAAAGGGAAUGUUCAAGUGCAGUAUCAUUAUGAAGUUGUGGACUGGUCAGCUAAACCCAUCCUGUUUGAAAAUCGGUUGAAGAAAAUUUUAGGGAGGGAAACAUUCCCACUAGGCCCUAAGAUUUCCUCAGAAGUUGGCCAACUAUACCCCUCUUGUAAAUUUUUUUAAUAAUUUAUAUAUUUGAAAUGCAUCUGCUUACACGUUUCACGUCCUGUUCUCUUAUACACGUUUAAAAUUACUUGCUAUUUAUUUGCAGCCCUUCAAGUUAUAGCAAAUAGAUUUUACUCGUUCCCUUAUUCUUGUGUUGCGUCACUGCCAGCAGAAAUUCCUUGAGAACUAGGUUUUACUAAAACCGUUGCUUCUUCCUUUGGUAAUUUACCAAAAGUAUUAUCUUUGCUAUUAACAUUUUGUACAUUUUAUCUGAAAAAGCUCUAUUUUGUCAAAAUGAUGUGUUAUAUUUGCAUUUUUACAA
This is a messenger RNA of Rhopilema esculentum, 2768 nucleotides long. RefSeq lists its product as uncharacterized. Gene Ontology annotation, molecular function: carbohydrate binding. NCBI's taxonomy places the organism in Eukaryota, Metazoa, Cnidaria, Scyphozoa, Rhizostomeae, Rhizostomatidae. The record is from RefSeq and is a predicted model, not a curated record.